UGUGACCUUCAUGUAGCUGACCUAGACAAAUGGGCGCUUAUUACUGAAUACUUUAGUUGAUAGGAUUUUAUGUGACAUAAUCUAUGAUGAGGUGGAUUCCAUAUGAAGAGAAUAUAAAAUGGGCUGUGGUUGUUAAUCCGUUCAGGAGUGAUACUUGCGAUAAACUUGACAUUUCAGUUGGCGAUGAUGUAUUUAUUUUGCGACAAUGUGAAGAUUGGUUUUAUGGAUUUAAAAUGAAUGUCUGUUCGAAGUUUGGCGUGUUUCCUAAGGCAUGUGUCGCAUUUAAACGGGAUGAUCUAUCUGAUGGGGUCAGUGCUGAGUUACGGAUGAUGGUAGAAAAAUUAAUAUCCAUGUUUGUAUCAGGAAAAUAUGGCAGGAUGAGUAAACACUGUGUGGCUCUUCGUGAUGUUGUUAGUUUGAAGUACGCCCUUUCGGGAAGAAUAACAAAGUUUGACAUUAUUGCUAGCCUAAGAAAGCUUCACACUCAUAUGUCGAUGGUACAGAGUAAACUAUUUUUGCCAUUCAUCAUUCGGGAUGAGAAUUUUAAAUACAUCAAUCCGUACUCCAUAUCUCCCAUAGACUUACACUGGAAGCACAAAAAGCUCAUAAAAGAGCUUGAAGAUUCAGAACUGUCUGCUCAAUGUCCUGCAUAUCAUCCUUUCAAUCUGCGCGUUCGUUUUAAAAAUUUACCUAAAGCAUUUCUAACAAUGUACUUAGUAAGUCAAGUCUUACAAAGCUCUCAGAAUGUAGUCAGUUCACCAGCUAAUUUAAUUCCAAACUUGGAUAUGAAUUUUGCUGUCAAUGCAAGUUCCGACUGCGCGAAUUUUACCUCAUACAAUUGUAUUCAAGAUUCAUAUGAAAGUCAUGUUAGUACAAAAAAUCCUUCCGCCACUGAAUUACAACCUACAUCAUUGCUUAUGCGUUUAACCGAGGAUGUUUUACUGGAUGGUAAUGCUAAAGAUAAUUAUGAAGUUGUUUUUACUAAUCUCGACCCAUUCAAAUACAAAGAAAAACGUAUACUACUACUCGUCACAUUGACUCGUAUUGGACCGAUGCAUUUAAAGCGUACGAAAUCAGGUGGAAAGUCCAUAGCAUUAGGUGUUAAUGAAAAUAAGUCACAACAACCGAAUUCAAUGUUAAGACGUCCAGUCGGCGUUGCUUGCCUGGAUAUAACAUCUUCAAUUUUACCGUAUUUUAGUCGUUCCUCCCAGUUAUUUGAUUGGGGAUCUGGCAAAACAAUAAAAGAUGAUAAUUCUAUAUUGGAUCAUAAACGUAUUGUGAAUUUCAAAUUAACUGGUGAACAGUUUUUAUCAGAAGCGUUAUUACGUGCAAUCAACGAUACACAAGUUUUAUCUUGGAGUAACAAUCAAAAUUCAGGUUAUCCUGAUAUGGAUUUAACAACAAUUUUAAGCAUUCCAAGUAUUUCAUUGGAUUCGUCAGAAGUUCCAAAAUUAGAAAUUCAUGAAAUCACAGUAUUAAAUCCUUUAGAAGGUCAUCCAUUCAAUCGUGAUGCAUUAUAUGUACGUCGUUAUGCAUCACCUUAUUUUAAUGAUCCUACAGUUAUUAACAAUAAUGGUGUAACUCAACCACGACGUGAACUUUAUGUUACUUUAAUUUCUGGAAAUUUCUCUAAAGGUAAUAAAACUAGAGAGCAUAAUAUUGAAGUGGAAGUCAACGUCGUAGAUAGUAAUGGGAAUUGGUUAAAUUUGAAUAGCUCACCUGAACGUUUAUCACCUGUACACAAAUCAGUCGUAUACUAUCACAAAAAUCAGCCAUAUUGGAGUGAAUUAUUUAUAAUCAAUUUACCAUACUCACCAAUUGAAUCCUCUUGUGUAACAACAACAAUUGAUGAUGUGAAUAAUAAUCUUGAUCGUGAUAAUAAUAAUAACACUGAACGUUCUAGCCAUGAGUCACAGCAUCAACAACAGUUAUUCAGUGCAAAUCCAACUUAUCCUGGGAUGUUAGCUGGUGUACAUUUGAGACUUUUAUGUCGUCAUCGAUCUACUGGACCGGGUGAUUCUGAAGGUAAAAUUCUAGGAGUUGCAUAUUUACGACUCCAGCCGAAUACAUCUGUGCCAGUUCUUUUGCCUGAUGGAGACUAUCACCUGUAUAUACAUAAGAUGGAUAUGAAUCAAGUGAAUUCAUGUCGUUAUUUAUGCCAACCAUCUUAUUGUGAAGAUGAUGGACCGAUUGCUUAUGGUUUAAGUAGUGGUUCGGGUUCUGGUUCCAGUUCUAUUGGACUUAAUACAAUAAAUUCAAAUUCAAGUGGAUUGAAUAAUAUUCUAUCGUUGCCUAACUUUUCAACAUCAUCAUCGUCACGUAAUCGCAUGGAUACACUACACAUACAAACACUUGUUUGUAGUAGUUAUCAUACUACUGAUGAAAAUUUAACUAAAGUUAUACUAUGGCGCAAUUAUCAAGACGAUAUUAUAAUGUGUUUACAUCAAGGUAUUUAUUUGUCCCGAAAAGAUAAUGAAUUAAGAAAAUUCACUCGUUCACUAAUUGACAAUAUGUUGCAACUUCUUAUGACUACCAUGGAUGAAACACAUCAACAUAUUAUCAAUUUAAACUUAGGUUACAGUCUUCUGAUGGGACUGGCUCGUUGUUAUAAGGAUUUAUCGAUUGAUUCAGUUCGACAAAAAAUAAUAUACAGUUAUUUAAAUGGGCCUGGAUUUAUAUAUUAUAAAAUACAUAUACCUUAUUUACAAUUAUUAAAUGCUAUGGUAUGUGAAAUUGUCUAUCCAGCAUUGUAUCAAAAUCAUCAUCCUUCACCUAAUUCUACUCUUCCUCAUUCAUCGUCAUCAGCAUACGCAUCUAGUGGUGUUGGUAGUACUUCUAAUCGAUACAAAGUGGAACAUCAGUUUAAUAGUAGUGUUAAUAAUCGAAAUAUUGGCAUGACACCUACAACUGGACACUUUUUUGAUUCAAAAGCUGUACAACUUAUCUUUUCAACAUUACAUUGGGCCUUUUUAAUUAUUGUUCGUUCAAGGCAUUUAGAUGUUAUGCAGUUGAAUGAUAAGGAUAAAAAAGAAGCUGAAUCAUUAUUUACACGCCAGGUCGAAUCUUUCCUGUCUGGAGUAAUUGAUGUGACUUGUCGUACUGAUGAUGUUCUACUACGCCUUAUUAUAUUUAAACAUGUGCCAGAAAUUAUUAAAAACUUAACAAAAGUUUAUCCAAAAUUAAAAUUAUCUCAAUUCAUCGUACAAUUAUUAACACGUACAUUAGAAAGUUGUGAGUUGCCAAGCCAAAAAAUUCUAACUGAAACUAUUCAUUCAACCUUAUUUACUGAUCCACAAUGUCGUCGUCUAUUAGUACCAAUAAUUCAAACCAGUUUAACUCAUGUUUUUACAUCGAAAUUGGAUAAGGUUCUCAGUUGUAAAAUUAACGAGAAUACAGCUAUAAUGGAUGUUUGGUGUGAUGUAUUGCUGUCAUUUAUGGACAGUUUUACAAAAGCCACUGCAUCAACUACAACAACAUCGAGUUCCUCAUCAUCAACCACUCAGUGCAUUGGUGAUAAUUCUGUUGAUAAUAAUCAUGAAGCUAAUCAGACCGAUGAUAAUAUUGAUAAUACUGAAGAUGAAUCUAAAGCCAUUGCCUCUGUAACAACACCAACAAGGAAAUUAUCGUUUACAUCUGACAAUUCUAAUCAGAAUUGUUCAUAUUAUGACAAUCAAUCGGAUGAAGUGUUUCAUUUGUUAAUAAAAUGUAAUUUUCUUCGUUGGACUAUGCAACAGUUGUCACGUAUUCUACUAUUUAUACAUCAACGUAAUUCUACUUUAUGUUGUGGUGAUGAUAGUAGGUCAGAUUCUCUUUCAACUACCGGUAGUAGUAGUAACGGUGGCAACGGAUUCGGUGGUGUUUCUGGUGUUGUCAGUGGCAAUAACAAAACAUUAUCAUCAUCUAGUAAGGUUUCACCUAAAAAACGCCUUAUACAUCCUUCCUAUCACCGGUUACAACCAAUUAUGGGAUGUCUAUCCACUGUACUAUUCUCUUCAUUACAAAUGCUUACAAAAUGUAGUUGGAUAAAAUUUUUUCAAUCUGUUUAUUAUACCAGUGAAGAAUGUUGCCAAUGUAAUUACUGUCAUAAUUUACAAUUAGUAAAUAUCUAUGAUUUUCUACAUGAAUUAUUCACUCUAUUCUCAUUGAUGCACUUAUAUCCUGGUUAUCCAGCGCCAAUGUUUCAGUCAAGAUCUGAUAAAUUAUGGACAGUUGGUCGUUAUUCAUGGGAUGAUGAUUAUCAUGGUGAAAGACAAUCAGAGCACUCUGACAAAAAGAAAAUAUCACAUAGGAAUUCAUCACUGACUCAUAAUCAUAAUGAUAAUAAUAGUAAUAAUAAUGUAGAACUAUUCUCUCAAUCAUGGAUUGAAAUGUUAACAUUGAUAUCAAAUGCUGAGCUAGAUGUUAUUGAAGUACUGAUUGAACUUGUUAUGGAACCAUAUUUUAUUAAUCCUAACUUAGAUAAUAAAUUUCUAUUGAUUUCUGCCCAAUCAUCGUCAUCAUUAAUAACAGCAAAUACACCAGCAGUGUGUCACACAGAACCUUGUUUAACUAGCGAUUUAAUUGAAUUAAUUGCACAAUGUUUGACUGGAUUCGCAGUGGAACAAGCUCAUUUAUGUGUAGAAGUUGUGCCGCCCGUGACUAGAAUUCGUAUUGAUCAAAGUUUAACUAAUCAGUCAAUUGAUAUGAGACAAAGAGCUUGUGAUUUACUAUUAUCGUUAUGGCAUUCUAUCGAUGAUCGAUCAAAAGUGAAUUAUAUUCACAUAUUUCUACCGAAUGUCAUCAAUAUGGCUACACUGCCACUUCCACGAAUACGCGAAAAUUGUGUUGAUUGUAUAUUGAAUGCAUUGACUAUUCAUGCACCUACUGUGGAAAAUGUUUUUGUUAGUGAAAUCGAUCGUGUUGUCCAGUGGGCUGGUACAGAUUUUGCUGCAGAUAUUCGUAAUCUUUUACAAGACGAAUUUUCUAAAAAACGCAAACCAUUACCACAACCGCCUCGUCGUUCACAUGGAACGGAAGAUUUUGAUCAUAAACAACAACGAGUGAUUAGUGAUUUUAGUAAACAAAUCGAUUGCCUACUUCAUUAUGGUAAAUUUAUUAAUCGUCCAUCACAAAUGAAUGAAAUGUUGGCCUUUUGCAAUCUAAGAAAAUUCUACGAAUCUAUCAAUCGUAAAGAUAUGAUUUUACGUUAUUUAUAUCGACUGGAUCGAUUGCAUGCAGCAUAUUCUAACCAAACAGAAAGAGGUUAUACUUUGGAACUGAUUAGUGAAAAUUAUUCGUGGGAUGAAACCAGUGUUGAUGUGGAUGACGUAUCACCCCAUUAUGUACAAUAUGGAAAAAGUUCAUCACGAGAAUUACGUGAACGUUUAUUGCUUGAUAGUUUUGAAUAUUUAAAACAAGGUACCGAUUGGGAGCAUGCAAUAGAUAUAUCGAAUAAAUUAAUACAUUUAUAUCGUGAUAUUAUGCCAAAUUAUGAACGUCUAAGUGAAAUAUUGAAAGAACAAGCUAACUUGUAUAGAACUGUUGUUACAAAUGAACAUUCACGUUUACCAUUUCGUUAUUAUUUAAUUGAAUUUUAUGAACCAACAACAUCAGCUUUAAUGAUGAUAACAAAUCGUAAAUUAAUCUACCGUACAACAUCAGAUUUAGGUGAUGUAUUAAAUAUGCUAACGGAACAAUUUCCUGAUGCAAAAAUAUUAAACCAAGCAUUGACAACUACAAAUCAAUCAACAUUGAAUACAUUUUGUAUAUUUGCUAGUGGGAAUUUAGAACCAGAACCUGAAAUACCGGAACAUUUGAAUUCACGUAUUGUUGACACUAAAAUUAAGAAUUACUAUUCCAAAAAUCGUGUGAAAUACUUUUUGAGGCAUAGACCGUUACAACCUACUGAGAAAAAAGAUGGUCGUCUUGUCACUAAUACAGAAGAAACUCGUUAUUGUAUUGCAGAGCCGAUGCCAAAUAUCAUUCCUAUUAUGCCAGUAGAUAGAGUGGAAAUUCGUAUGUUAAGUCAAACAGAGUGGGCUAAUAAACAAAUUCAAGGGAUUAUACAAGCAUUGCAUGCUGACUUAAUCUCAGCCAAAUCACAAGACGCUAAUUUAUCUCAAUAUAUUGGUAAACUUGUCUCAUCUAUUCAGUCACCUGUUAGUGGCGGUGUGCCAAAAUUAGUGAAAGACGUUGAGCUAUCCGAUGAUCCACGACAAGAAAAAUGUUUCUCUCAAUUGGCUGACAGUGUUUUAGAAUUAUUGGAAUUGCAAUUAACAUUUCUGAAAUUUUGGUAUGUAAACGAUCCACCACCACCGCCUCCAGCAUCUCAUCGUUUAGCUGCUAUGUAUAAUGCUGAUAUGAUUGGUAAUGUAAGCAGUUCUACUGUUGGAGGAAUUACAGGUAGUGGUAACUAUCUUUUGUAUGAAAUGAUCGGUUACUAUGAAGUACUGGUUCGUGAUAUGAGUAGAAAAUUUGGCUUUUCUGUUGACCAUUUAAAUGCAGAUCACCUUCGUUAUGGUCCAAUAUCUACAGAUCGUCAAAAUAAUAUUAUUAAUUCUACUAGUAAUGUUAAUACUAAUUUAUUAUCACCACUUCGUCGUAAUUCACGUUCAUCACAAAACAUUGUGAAUACUGGUGUUGCGACAAUCGCUCAAUCAACUGUCCCAAGAAUCUUCUCGAAACCUGAUCAUUCUGGAUCUGAUCAUGGAUCGUCGAUUCGUUCGUUGCAGAGAUCUUUCCAAACGAUUGGGAGUGGACGUACCCCUCUAGAAUCGAUAACGUAUUCAUCACCAAUAAAUAGAUCCAACUCUUCCUUCAAUAUAUUAUCUUCAGAUCCCCCAGCAUUACCGGAUCGUCCAGUAUUAACAAAACCAACUCAAACGAUAAAUGUUUCUAGUGGUCGACCAACAACACUAAACACUACCAACAAUAGUAUUACCCCUGUCACUAGUUCCAUUAGUACUGUUGGUGAUCAUGAUAAUCCUGGUAGUCCACGCGGAAAAAUCAUUACAACACCGAAUGAUGAUUCUCACACUACUCAACAUCAAAAUAAUAGUAAUAGUGUUGAUUAUAAUGCAGAUAACAGCAAAAAACAAAUACACAGUCCAAUUGUAACUUCAAGAUUUGAAUCUAAUCCCAAUACAAUAAGAAAUAGAUCACGUCCACUGCCCCCACUUCCACCUACACCGAUUCGAUCAUCGUCGAUUACACGAACGGAGAACUCAAUCACUCAUCAUCAUCAAUUGAAACAAAUCAAUCCUAUAAGUAAUAGUAUAAAUGGAAUUAUACUUAGUGGUAAUGAAACAGCUCCUCCGUUACCUGAGCGGAAAACUAAAACAUCUGGUAGUGUAGCGACUACACCAGUGACACCGACUCCAGGACGACAAACUCACGGUGUUGAUGAUUCUUCAUCCUUUGAUUUCUCUUGAUCUACUUGUUUAUUUUAAUUUCAUUAUUAUUGUGUACACAAAAUUUGUAAUAAAAUUCACUCAGUAAUUCUCAUUCUUAAUGAUUGUUCCCUAGUUUUGUUUAUCGAAUGUGAUUACUCAAUUUAACAAUGAUAUUUAUAAAUAUAAUGUGAUAUAAAGCGCCUUAUUGCCAACGUCCGUUUUUCCCCCUGUUUGCUCAAACUUACACACACACACACACACACACACACCCAUACUUAAUAUAUACAUUUAUCCUUCCGUAUCAACAUCUUCGUUUCAUUAUGGUGCCUUAUUUAAACCGUGUGUUAUUAGUGUGAUUUUUGUCUUCUCUGUUCUGUUUACCAUUUUUCCUCUGUUGUUCCUUUAUUGAUUCAACGAUUGAUUUCUUGUUUGUUAUUUCUAUUAUCAUCUCUCAAUUAUUGACCAUUGUGUUAUUUUUGUAGUAGUCUGUCAGUGAUUUAAAUCUGUAAAUUAAUAUUCACAAUGUUCACCGUCAAUUUUUUACUCAACACACAACAUUUUGAUUCCCGUAUUAUGAUCAAACUGAAAUAGUAUUAUAGUUUAAUUGUCGGUUGCAUUAAACUUCUUUCUUUCUGCCAACUUAUUCUAUUGUUGCUUAGAUUCGAAACCCUCACAUUGUCAUUUCUUAUUGUUUUUCUUGAACAUCAUAUUGAGGAGUAGGCACUGAUUAAUUUGUUUAGAAUCAAUAAUGAUGAAACUAGUUCCAGCUUACAACUACAAAUACUAUCGUUUAUUUAUUCACUUUUAAUAUGUAUCAAAAUUAUUUCUCUGUUUAUAUUCAUGAUUGACGGACUAAUCAAUCAACAAUCAUCAUAUUAUUCUGAUAUACAGAUAUUUCAGACUAUUUUUCGCGCUUUCUCGCUCUCUCCUAUUUUUCAUCAUCUUCGUUGAUUGAAUAAAUUAUCGGCCUACCAAUGAACAUUGAUUACCUUCUUCAUAUUCAUGUGUCUUUUUUUACAAUGAAACUUCUUGAUUAUAGUUUUUCUCUCUUGUACUGAAAGUAAUCGAUCAGUUACUUAUUUUUUGCAAUUCAACUUGUAUAUUAUUAUCAUUAUUACGAGUAAUUAUCUAUCGCUGAUGAACUUUCUGUUAGACUUUUCUCAUCUGUUUGUGUUAAAUUGUUUGUAGAUCUUUUCUUUUUCAACAAAUCCAAUUAUUUAAUUCAUUCUUUUUUAAUGACUACUGAUGAUCACGGUCUCUAUUGUUUCGGUAUAUAUAUAUAUAUAUAUAUGCCAUUUGAUUGAAGUGAUUGGUUUAUCUUAUAAUAUAGAAGAUUGAUCAGAUUUUUUGUUUCGUUAAUUGAGCUGUCUGCUUGCCUCUAUUUUUAAAAAUAAAAUGAAAUUUUAUGAUAUCUGUAUGUGCUUCUUAAUGUGGUUAAUUGUUCAUUUUGUCUUUCUGGGAUUUUUUAAAAAUUGUCUUAGGACAGAUCUACGUUAAUAUGUUUGGUUUAAUUAUUUAAAGUGGAGCAGUUAAGCUUGUUGAUCGUUUAUUUAUUCGGAAAGUCUUAUUAGCACUAGUAGUCUGGUUACUAACACAAAUACAGAAAAGUAACUUGAUAUUUUCUAUUUUACACUAAUGACCACGCAUGAGAGAUGUCCAUCUACCUAUUUAACGGUGAAACUUGUUUGACACCAGUCUUCUCUGUAUUGAUUUAUGUCUAUAAAACAGCUUUUGAAGAUGUUAGAUCAGAAAUGCGUGCAAAGUAAUCCUCGUGUAGAUUAGAACUUCAGAGUUAAUAGCGUCGAGUUUAAAUUGAGAAGGUAAGUAGAAUGAUAAAACUGAUGAUCUUUAUUAUAUGAGUUUUUUGGAAUAUGCUUUACAGUUACCGAGUCAUCGUUCACACUGACAUUCAGGGUUAAAGGCAGUGAGACAAAAACAUGACAUCAGUUAACGAAAUCAUUGCCUGUUGAACUUAGUCAUACCAUCAGGUUGUUACUAUUUAUUUGCACACCUAAACGUUGGUACAAAAGGGCGCCAAAAAUGUAUAUCUGCCACACAGUAAAAAUGAGAUUUUGAAGAGAUAAAGUAACGGGAGUAAAAUACAAAAUGAACAAAGAGGAAUAAAAACUGAUUUGUAAGUUUGAAAUAAUGACAAUAGUAAUAAUAACGAUAGUAGUGGAAGAAGAAGUCUAGUUAAGAAAGAUACAAUAUGAAAGAAUUUCAGUUUAAAAAAGUUAUCCUCACUUUAAUAAAGAAAAUAAAUGGAAGUCAUAGUAGGAUCGCUUUUUGUUUCUAUUCUGAACCAUAUCUGAUAAUGUCUCAAGCCACUGUUUUGGACCAGCUCUAGAGCCCUAACCAGGAAGUUUUUCAAGGACCAACAAAUCACAAUUCUGUACAACUUUUAUACCGCGACACUAUGCCAUACACUGACCACCUCCACUUUUUCCAACCAGUCCCAGCGUCGGCAAAUAGUGCACGAUAUGACAUUUUCUGAAACAACAUUCGUGGUGCAUGUCCAAACCACCAAAGUUGGUUUUUCAAGAUUGUGAUACCAAUUGCAUUAUCAUCUCUGUGUCCGAACACACGAUGACGAACCUCUGCAUUACCAACAUGGUGUUGCCACUGGAUGUCAGCAAUCCUUCGGAGACAACGAUGAUCGAACACAGAGAGUCGUCUAACAUUCUCAACUCAGAGAGGCCAGGUUUCGCAAGCAUAGAAUAAAACUGCUCUCACUAACACGUUGUAGAUCCGACCUUCUACAGUCAGACUAGCAUCAGGAAAGCACAAAAAAUAUGGCCCAGAUUGGCAUGAGCCGCUCUGGCUUUCACAAUGUCUGAAUUGAUUUCAUCACCCGCGCCACCACCAGUACUUACACACCUACCCAGAUACACGAACUUCCCCACUGCUUCUAUUCGCUUACUACCCAGGGUGAGUGCAGGAUCAGGGCCCUGACAGUGUUGUAAAAGUACCUUGCACUUCGAAGGUGCAAAGCACAUACUAUACCUACGGGCACUGAUUGCCAACUCAUAAAGGGAGGAUUGCAUGGCUUGGAUAUUAUCACACAUUAAGGCAAUAUCAUCCACAUACUCAGGGUCGAGAAGUCUUUCUCCAGACAACAGAUCCACACCGCCAUUACUCACAUCCAUCAGAGCUGUUUCCAUAACACCAUCGAUAACAAAGUUAAAAGGGAAUGGUGAGAUUGAUCAAUCUUGCCUAACACCACUACUUGAAUGGAACAAUGGAGAAAGGUGGUUGUAUGCCCUCACUCUGCUUGAGUUUGUAUAUACGGCUUUUAAGAUGUGAAUAAACUUCUCAUGUACAUCCUUCAAUAGACAAUCCCAGAUAACAGUCCUGUCCAACGAGUUGAAGGCGCCUCUGAUGUCGAGAAAUAUUGAUUGUUGACCUGCAGUAAGUAUGGCAAUGUCCUAAGACUUAGCAGAGGUUGAAGAUAUGGUCAAUACAUCCUCGACGAGAACGAAAACCAGCCUGCUCCUCGCUAGUCAAUCUUUCGUAGAUUAUUCAGGAUCCGCGAAGUAUGACGGAAGCCAAUAAUUUGGGCGCAAUCGGAAGUAGACCUAUACCCGAUAGUUGUUGCAUUGGUGACGUGAACCAUUUUCAAAGAUGUGUAUAACUGUCGACUCAUUCCACGAUUUGGGAAUACUCCAUUUCUACUUUAGUGAAAGUGACAAGUUUUAUAAAGUAAACAGAUGUGACUCUAAGUUGCGAUUUGGUUUAAAUUAGAUUUAUCCUGGUUCAAAUAAACUAUACCUUGUGUUAACACGUUCAAUGUUCAACUUCAGUGUAAUGAAUUCAAUAGAUGAACAGAUUGCAUAUUGAUGGUAAUGUGAACAUUCUUCAAAAUAUAUUCAAGUAUUAGAUCUUAAUAAUAUCUUGUUUUCAAUGGUUACUAGCAUUUUACUUACCUGCUUAAGCCUGUUACCGUUUAUGAGUCACAGGCCACCAACCAGGAAAGUUAUUCGAGUAUCUAUCACUAUUUCCAUCUAUAUCAAUAUGGAUUGUUUGAAAUAGGAGGAUGAUUAAUGUUCAUAAAUUAAAUGACACUUGAACAGUCUACAAGACAAAAUCGAUAUUGAUUGUUUAAAUUGUAACAGAUUGAGUUUGGUUUGAUAUUGCGCA
Messenger RNA from Schistosoma haematobium, 11507 nucleotides. RefSeq lists its product as uncharacterized. The transcript has 33 exons. Lineage: Eukaryota; Metazoa; Platyhelminthes; Trematoda; Strigeidida; Schistosomatidae. Gene Ontology annotation, biological process: small GTPase-mediated signal transduction. The record is from RefSeq and is a predicted model, not a curated record. Gene Ontology annotation, cellular component: plasma membrane; cytoplasm. The coding region runs from base 84 to 7409 and encodes 2441 amino acids. Gene Ontology annotation, molecular function: small GTPase binding; guanyl-nucleotide exchange factor activity.